AUGGAGGGCGACUGGAGCCCACUGAGCGUGAUCCGCGAUAUCGUCGACGAAGGGAUGCAAGAAGACCCCUUCUACGUGAUGGACCUGGGCGAGGUCGUGGAGCGAUACCAGAACUGGAAGGAUCUGAUGCCGCGCGUCGAGCCGUUCUACGCUGUCAAGUGUAACGACGAUAAGCUGCUCGUGCGUACCUUGGCUUCGCUCGGCGCAGGUUUCGACUGCGCCUCCAAGGCUGAGAUUCAACUCGUCAUGGAUAUGGGUAUUAAGCCAGAGCGCAUAAUUUUCGCGAACCCAGCGAAGAUGGCAUCGCACAUCCGUUAUGCGACGGCGCGUGGUGUCACCACCAUGACCUUCGACUCGGAGACCGAGCUGCAUAAGAUCAAGCAAUGCUCGCCUGAUGCGCAGUUGGUGAUCCGUAUCCGUUGCGAUGCGGCCGAUGCGCAGUGCCCUCUCGGUAUCAAAUUCGGCUGUGAGCCGCUGACCGAAGCGCCUCGCUUGCUCAAGCUAGCUGCUGUCUUGAAGCUCAAUGUUGUCGGUGUAUCGUUCCACGUGGGUUCCGGAGCGGGCGAAAGCCUCGUGUACGCGCGCGGAAUUAAGAUGGCGCGCGUGUUGUUCGACCUGGGAGAGACGCUCGGCUUGAAGGACAUGCGUCUGCUCGACAUCGGCGGCGGAUUCGCUGGCAACUCUAACUCCGAUCUGCGAGAGGUAUCUCAAGUAAUCAAUGCUGCAAUUGAGACCAACUUUGGCGGUAGAGACGUGCGGGUCAUAGCCGAACCGGGAAGGUACUUCGCGGCAGCUGCUUACACCCUCGCCGCCAUGAUACAUGCUUCCCGAGAGCUCUCGACCGGCACAGACGAGGGUCACACUAUGUACUUCAUCAACGACGGGGUAUACGGUUCCUUUAACUGUGUGCUUUACGAUCAUCAGACUGUUGCGGCUGAGCCACUGGAGCCAAGCUCUACUCGUCCCACCACCUGUUCCAUCUGGGGUCCGAGUUGCGACGGUCUGGACUGCGUGAUCGGAUCCUGCCAGCUUCCACCUCAGCACACCGGCUCUUGGCUUGUGUUUCGGGACAUGGGCGCCUACACCCUGCCCGUCGCUUCGCCCUUCAACGGCUUUCCGGUGCCGCGGGUGCGCGCUCUUGUUGACAAGAGGCUCUGGGCCGUCCUCAAAGACAUGUGGCCAUUAAACGAAGCCACAUUCAUCCUGGAGGGUCGCCCCACCGGGCCCCAGACCCCCGAAGAUUCGUUGACCCCCUCGGAGCGUUCCGCUACACCAUCUCCCACUCCAGACACCCAUCACACCAUAUUCGUUGAAUGCGCUCUCAAGUAA
Leptosia nina is the source of this 1329-nucleotide messenger RNA. Lineage: Eukaryota; Metazoa; Arthropoda; Insecta; Lepidoptera; Pieridae. The record is from the annotation of a GenBank genome assembly.